Molecule: messenger RNA, 1728 nt
Organism: Penicillium argentinense
Lineage: Eukaryota; Fungi; Ascomycota; Eurotiomycetes; Eurotiales; Aspergillaceae
Exons: 4
Coding region: 1-1728 (575 amino acids)
Source: RefSeq, a predicted model, not a curated record
AUGGCGUGCUCGCAGAGAAUGGUCUUAAUUGGGAUUCUGCUCCUGCUACGGUCUUUCGCCUCAAGCGAAUCCCUUCCAUACUCCUACAACGAUGACCUCACUUCCUUUAUAACGCGCCCAGAGUUGAAAGCACCUAAAUUUAUUGUGAAUGCCUCACAGAGUGAUCAGAUUAGCCCUGGAUUUUGGUUUGUCACUCCGUACAAGAAUUCGACCCCAGACUACCAAACGUCGCGAUGGGAGCCAUGCCAAGUAGGGCCUCAUAUAUUCGACAAUUCAGGGGAGUUGGUCUGGUCUGGGGCGUGUAUGUUCGAAAACAGGAACGCUUUUGACUUUAAAACUGUGGACAUCGGUGGUGAAACCCAUCUUUCGUUGGUACUCGGUUACAGAGAAAAGCCCUAUAUGAAAGGAAAAGGUGUAAUCCUGAACCAAAAUUAUGAGAUAACGAAUGAACUUUCGACCAGUGAUGAUUUCGAUGAUUUCAAUUUCCAUGAAUUCACUGUUUCAGGCCAAGAACUGUCUGCAUUGCAUCUCAGAGAGUCAAUGAUAUUCCACAACUACACAGAUGAUGCAGGGAUCAGAAAAGAGCUUUGGAGUGUUCACGGAGGCUUUCGAGAGAUCGAUAUUCAAUCGGGAGACACAAUCUUUCGAUGGGACUCGGUUGGCAAAGUCAAACACGAUGAAAGUUCUAAGCAUUGGGAGCGCAGAAACAAAACCACUCUGGUCUGGGAUUUUAUGCACAUAAACGCUGUUGAUAAGAACAAAGAGGGAGAUUACUUGGUCUCUGUUCGACACACUGAUACGAUAUACAAAGUAUCGGGGAAAGACGGCUCAAUCAUCUGGCGACUGGGGGGAAGAUACUCCGACUUCAUCUCCGACUUUAGGUUCUCUCGGCAGCACCACACGCGCUGGCUAAGCACAAACGAAACACAUGCUACGAUAUCAUUCUUGGACAAUGCAUCGGAUCUUGAAUUCCAGAUCGCAAAUGUCUCAAGUGGCUUUAUUGUCAGUCUUCAUACCGCUGCUUCUCCAAUGACUGCAACCUUGAUCGAACGGUAUGAUCGACCAGACGAAAGUCUCACGCGAUUAAGAGGCUCAGUCCAGAUUCUACCUAAUGACAAUGUUCUCGUUAGCUGGAGCAAGCAAGGGUACAUGAGUGAAUUUACACGUCGUGGCCGGAGUAUCAUGGAUGCUUCUUUUGCCUCGAAGCGUUUCAACACCUACCGCGCCUUCAAAUCCAAUUUCACUGGCUUCCCGUCCGAACAGCCAGUUCUGAAAGCUUUUACAUACGGAGUCGGCGCAUCCUCGGCCGUGACGAUAGCUUUUGUCAGCUGGAAUGGCGCAACUGAAGUACGAUCGUGGAAUUUCUAUGAUGGUAGCACGCAGGCGUCCAUUGAGGCUCCGGUGGGCAAUAUUAAAAAAGAUGGGUUUGAGACCUUGUUCACAUUCAAUGGUUUGCUCGAGAAUGUUUGGGCAGAAGCCUUGGAUGCAGAUGGCCGAUCGCUAGGUAAGACGAGCGUGGAGAAUACUGCUAUCCCGGCUACCUUCGGACACUACAUGGAGCAUCAAAAUGUGCAUCAGGAAGGGACUCAGAUGGUUGGCUCCGAAUUUCGCUGGGUAACUUCAAACACAUAUGUAUCCCCUGCCCCGUUGAUUUUUCUGAUGAGUGGCGGCGUGUUGCUGUACAUCACCUUCAAGCAUCGUCACAUGUUUAGGUGGCUCUUACGGUAG